Motacilla alba alba is the source of this 4858-nucleotide messenger RNA. Its product is annotated as collagen alpha-1(I) chain-like. The transcript has a single exon. Bases 50 to 1099 code for a protein of 349 amino acids. Lineage: Eukaryota; Metazoa; Chordata; Aves; Passeriformes; Motacillidae. The record is from RefSeq and is a predicted model, not a curated record.
CGGAGCGGACACGCGUGGGAGGGCAGGGGGCGGGGAGGGGGGUGGGCGGAUGCUACCGAUGCUGCCGAUGCUACCGACACUCCCCCCCCUUCCCAAGCACCGGGAGUCCCCCCCCCGCGCCGCCGGUGGGGGUCGGGCGCGCUCGCUGCGGUGGCGGGGCCGCCUCCUCGCCGUCGCCAAGGCACCGGCUGCCCCCUCCCAAGCCGCCCUCCCGGCCCCCCCCCCCCACUCCGACGCCGCCCGGGCGACCGUGGCUUUAGAUUGUUACUGUGCCGCUGGGGGGGUAACAGUCUACAGCCAUGGUCGCCGGGACAGGCGGACUCGCACCGCGGGCAGCACCGGCUCCCCCCCCGUCGCCCACCCCCGGGGGUCCCCGAGGCGGCGGAGGCGGGGCGGCGGGGGUCCCGUCGGGGGCGGCCCGCCUCCCGGGGCAGUAGGAGCUCACAUGCAGGAUGCAGCUCACCGCACAUCAACUCUUACUGUUCGGGGGGGCGGGCGCCGAGCGGUUCCUUCUGGGGCAGCGGGAACGAUGGGGACCCCCUCCUCGGAUGCCCCAUCCCGCCCCGCAGCCCCUCACCUGCCCUCCCGGCGGGGACCCGGAGCCCCUCGGGGACCGUCCCCGCCGGGCUCGUCCCGCCGCAUCUGCGCGCUCGGCAGUCGGGGUGCCGUGUCCCCGUCCCGUGUCCCCGUCCCGUGUCCCCCCGCCUCGCCGCCGGGGCGCGGGGGGACCGCGGGCCGUUCCGGAGCGGGGCUGGCGGCGGGGCCGGCGCGGCGGGGACUGAACGCGGCCGGCGGGGCCGGGGCGGGGGCGGCCGGGGGCGGUCGCAGGUUGCACAACCCGCCCGGCGCGGCCAGGAGAUUCCUGAGCGGCGAAGUCAGAGCGGCCCGGCCUGCCCCGGCACCGGGCACCGGGCCUUCAGCAGCCGGCGGCGACCGGUGCUGGCCGGGCAGGGCUCCUCGUGGGGGGCACUGGGGACUCACGGCCCUGGAGACGGCGAGAGGGGGCUGGAAGGGCUGGAGAUCACACAGACCCCGACGGGAGGGAUGCACCUCAUCCCAUGGGGACACCGGGGAUGUAGGGUCAGGCCCAAGUGGGUGAGGGUGGCAGUGGCAAGAGGGACAAGAAGAGUCCCUGAACCUUCAGUCCUGGGAUGCUGCAGCGCAGGGCUCCUGUGGGUGUCCCAUCUAGACUGAGUAGGGGUCAUGCAGGGUCCCCUGCCCACACUCUCCCUCUCCAAGGCAGCCCCAUUAGGAUCCCUCACCCACCCAUGGGGUCAUGCACCUGGCAGCUCUGCCCUCACCCAGACAGGCAUGGCCAUCACCAGGUCCCCAGGGGCCAGCAGGGCCACAGUGGGACAUGGGAGGAUCGGAGGUAGCAGGUCCCCGCUGUGCCCUGCCGUGUCUCUUGCUUGUUCCCUUUGACCCCUGCUUUUCCCAUCGCUGCCAUUGGUGACGGGACAAUGGCACCCUCACACCUCCAGGACAGGGAUUUCUGGGCAGUCCCACCAGCACUCAGGUAAAACCACAGCUACAUCCAGCACAUCCAUGCUGCAAAGUUGCCACUGCCACAAAACCCACCCUCCAUCCCCUGGGAAACACCUCCUUGUUUACACCCCAUCAACAGCAUCGCAGUGAGGUCCAGGCCAUGGUGACAUCAGUGUCCCUGCCAGGGUACCCCUGGAUGAGGGGACAUGUCCCGUGGGCAGCGCUGUGGCCCCUUGGACCCCACGCUCCAGGCCGGGAACGUUCCAGCUGCACUGUUGUUUUGAAGGCCAAGUCUCUCCCGCUGACACCCUGGAAUCAGUUUUUCUUCCAGAGUCCUUAAAAAUAUCCUGGAUUCCUGACACAGGACUUGUCUUCCAACGCCGCUUCCAAGCCGCUGGGCCCGGGGCCAGCCGCCAGCGCCAGGGGACAGAGGCUGUCCAGCUCCCGUGCUCCUCCUCAGCGCAGAGACCGCAGCGGUGCCGGGAAGGAAUGUGGUGCCAAGGAGGAUCACAGCCCCUGCCACGGCCUCCUCCACGGUGGAUUGGUGCUCAGCAGGGCACAGGCACGGCACAAACAGUGCCUGACCUCGGAACGCACCCAGCGGCUUCAGAGCGUGGCCCUGUGCACAGCCAGGAGGGUGGGAAGGGUCUGCCUGGCACCUCCAAGCCAUGACCCUGCAGAGCCCGGCGGCUGAGGACAGGGGUGGACACUGCCUCAGCGAAGGUCCCAAGGGACUCUCCUGGAUGGGAUUUCCCUGCGCAUCCCCAGGAAAGCACGUGGCCCCAGAAAACUUCUAGACAAAACCUCUCCUGGCUUUGCCGAGCGGCAUCCUGGCACCGUAGGAAUUUAGGGUGGGCCCGGGGGGGCUGAGCCAGCAAAGCUGGUAGGGGCUGCAGGAAGAGGUGCUGCUGUUGCCCCCCCAAAGGCCGGGCAGGUGCCCACUGGCCCCACACGCUGUUGCUGCCAUCUGACAGCUCUUGGCAAAACGGCCUUUUGUGAUUCAGCCGUGUUUAUCCCAGCCUGCAGCCCGGCCCAGCGUGGGUUUCCAUGGAAAACUUCCAUCCAAAACAAGGAGAGAGAAGGAGCUACAGCAGGAGUGACUCAGCCACAACUGGAAGCUUCUGCGAGUGAAGCAGGCAAGGGGGGGCUGUUCCCUAUGGCUCGGUCCUGCUCCAGCAGCGGGGCCCAGGCAUGGUCCCAGCCGUCCCCUGCCCGUGCCACUGCCACUUCGCAGGCAGGACCUUGGCAGGUUUGGGAAAAGCCUCGCUGUAAAACCAUCUGGGAAACACACCACCCUCCCGGAGCGCCCCCUCCCCACGCCUCUGGCAGGGCCUGCCAGCCGGGACAGAGGAGGAAGAGCGUGAGAUGAGUAAGGCUCAAACCCUGGCACGAGCCGCACCUGAUGCCAGGCUCGGCGGGACGUCGCUUUUUCCAGCGCUGCCCACAGGAGCCUCUACCUGUGCCUGGUGUGCCCCACGUGGGUGGCUGGCAGGGUGGGCAGUGGCAGUGGCCUCGAGGUGGCAGUGGCACAGGGGAAAGGCGUGCGGGGAUCUGGGGAGAGGUGGGAAAACAGCCGGGAGUUUGCAGGGAAGCAGCAGCACUGGCAGCACUGGUGGCACCUCUGCUCAUGCCAGGCUCCUCCUGCCCUCCCUGGGACACUGGGGCAGGGCUGGGGGCUCUGCUCAGCCAGGGAAGGGGCAGCAAAGCUCUGCCUGGCCGAGCCCUGGACUCCGUGCCCACAGCAGGCUCCUCACAAGCAGGGCCACGGCCAGGGUCCUUCCUGUCCUUGAGGUCACACAGGUGGCUCCAAUGGCUGCACUGGGGUAUGGAAAGGCACAUCUGGGGACAGGGUGACAUCCCUCUGCUGAAACACCCAGGCUCCAGCUGCUGCUGCUAACACUGGUGAUUGUCCCCAGGGCCCUCUUGUCACUUGCAAGUGGCACAGCUGCCACCCAGAUCCCGGGCUCACUCCAUCACCCCCUGUUCAGCAACAGCAACUGGGCCACGCUGUUUUGGGGGAAAACCAACUCCCCUGGGCCACGCCAGGUGAUGGAAAAGGAGCUCCCAGCAUGAAGCUGAGUGAGGGGUGGGAGGACAUCAGCCAGUCUUGUCUCCCGGCUCACCUCUGCGGGCAGCCAAGUUCUGUGGCUGCAUCCCAAGAGCAGACCUGGAGAGGCAGGGGCCAGCCCGAGGGCAUCCGGCCAGGAAAGGAGGGAGAGGGCAGGAUUCCCACGGCAAACCCCUCCGAGCCGCUUCCCUCCUCCCACCACACCGGGACCUCCCUGCGCUGCCCACACAGGCACCUCCUGAGGACAAAGGUCGCGUUUAUCUGCUUUUAUUAAAUUUAUUUAAACCGCUACAGCAGACACCCGGCAGGAGCCACCUUGAUGCAGACCCCGGGAAAGGGGCAGGAACUGCAGCACCCCAGUUCGGGUCACCCAUCCCUCCCCACCCCACCAGCCUGCAGAGCUGGGACCGUGCUGCUCACUCACCGCACCCUGAGCUUCUUCCCGUUCCUUCCCUCUUGCCAGGAGCUGCCGGUGCCUCCCUGUGCCCGGGGCCGCGGGGCCGCAGUGCGGGCGGGCGGCCACAGCUGCGGUGCCUCCCCCGCGCCGGGAAAGCACCGGGAGCUCGGCGACAACCGAACACCUCCCGGGACUGCGAGCGUCCCUGCCCGGCGGCGGGGAGAGAGCGGGGACAAAGGCUCCGGGGCGCUGUCACAGCUGGUCGCUGUGCUCGGCCACAGCUGCAGCCGGGCGUGCAACCCCAAAAACAGCCUGAGGUGUCACCGAGGGGUGCAGACACCCCACGCUUUCACAUCAGAUGUGACACAGCCCACGUGGAGCGGCACGGACGGCCAGCACUGCCCGAGGCCCCCAGGGCAAAAGCAGAGCGGGUUUGGGCUGCGGGGAAACAGCCACAUCGCCCUGCCAGCAUCACCACCGUGCUGCAAACCGGGGCAAAACGCGAUGGGGCUGAGAGCUGCUCACUGCUGCCGUGGGGCUGAGCUGCUCCCUGCUCCCGUGCUGCUCUGGGGCUGAGCUGCUUUAACCCUCAGCACUGCCAGGCCCGCUCCCAGCUCAGCGAGCACAGGAAGGGUUUCAGCAGCACAGCGUCCUGCAGCCCUGCAGUGCUGACACUGCGCUGCCCUGCUGCUCAAGCAGGGGGAAAAUUCACUUUUUUCACUCAAUUUCCCUCUUUUACCAGCUCUACACCCCCCAAGGAAAGCUGUGGUUAGAGAAGCUCUGCUAGCUCUCCUCUCCUGAGACUGGUGCCCAGUGCUGAGCGGGGCAGAAGCUAAGCAGGACUCCUGCAACUGUUACAGCAAUAAAGAUUUUCCUGAGCUUCUGGAUAAGAGAGCCACAAACAGCGA